AUGUCUGGACUAGGUCUCGGUCAGAUAGAUCAACCACGUAUAGGUUCACACAUUAUCACUUCUCUUCCUCCUCGACCAAGACCCUCUGCUAUUCAUCGAUCAACCACUACUCUGGCGGAUAGGAUUUCCCACGCGGAUCCUUACCCGAAGACAUUCGAAGCUCCACCAGCUUUACGUAUACAGGGAGGUGGUCCUAAACCUAAUCUUCUCUCUCGUAUCUCUUCUUCAACUUCUUCAAAAGAUAUCACGACAGAAGAUAGACGUUACAGAUCUACAAUCUCUCCUCAUAUACCUCCUUCUCCUUCUUCAUCAGGGGAAUUGAGAAUUGAAGAUAGACAUUAUAGACCUAUUCAUACUCCUUCUCCUCCAUUAUCAGGGGAAAUGAGGAUUGAAGAUAGACAUUACAGACCUGUUCGUACUCCUUCCCCACCACCAUCCCUCACGAGGAGAAGAACUUUUUCUCCUCCAAGACAACCAAGAGCGGAACGUUUAGGAAAUAUAUCAUCUUAUCGUGAUGCUCAGAGUCCUCCUAGGAGACGUCUCACCACUUAUGAACAAGAUUUGAGAUAUCAAAGAGGAACAAUUUAUGAACAUCAAUUAAGACGGUCCCCUCCUUAUGAUCCACCAUCACCACAGCGUCGACCUAUGUAUGAUCAUAUACCAAGAGGACCACGUUCUCAGCAUCAUCUAUCACGGUAUGACGAAGUCGAGGAAGAAGAAUGGAGGAAGUAUAAUAAUCGACGACGAAGUCCGGAAGAUCGACCGUGGGCGUCGAGACAGGUUGGAGCGGACCGUUAUCGACCCAUUGAUUUGGAGGAGAGGGAUAUUAGAAAUUACGAGCGUGUGACUCGACCAGCCCAAGAGACUCCAUUGAAUAGGGACUUUCAAGCCGAGCACAACGGAGUCAGGAUGAAUGUCGAGGGAGAGAAUACAGAUCUACAUAUGGGCAAAUUGGAAGAACAGAAUAUGAUACGCCCUCCCACACCUGAAGGUCCUCCCCUGAAGGAUGAUUUUGAAGGAGGAUCGUGUUGGAAUCAAAAUCCAUCAAAGGACUUGUCCUCUACUUCUUCUACUUCGGUAAAUCAACAUUUGGGCAAUCAUGAGGUUCAGGUGGACAAGGAAGAUCAAGCGGAUCUGUUGAUACUCGAUAUCUCAGAUCCAGCCGACCAUUCUAAUACCUUACAAACACUGGAUGUUCCGAGUCGAGCUGUCUUUCUUGAUAAUUCAAACAUUUUGGUCCAAGAGGAGCGGGCGGAACCAGCAUUCCUUGCAGACCCAUCGGCAGACCAAGAAGAUCAUUCAGAUUCAAACGAACAUGCUAGCCAGUCCGGUCAAUUGCACCAGGAAGGUUAUCAAGAGGUACGGGAAACAUCGCCUCAGCUUGCACAGGGAGAGCUCGUCAACCAGGCUGGGGGCCAGGAGGAGGAGGAGGAGGAGGUUGCUGAAUCGAUUACGAGUGAGGAUCUUUGGGGGGAGAGGGAAGCAGAUCGGAGCAUUACACCGAUCGAAGAUGGGAUAUCCAAUGAGGUUCAGGUGGACGAGCAUGGGGAAGACGUGGAAGAAAGAACAAGAGAUGAAGAGGGUAGUAGAGAAGCUGAAGAGAGAGAGGUGGACGAAAAAUUAGACCUGGGAACAAGCUCUUCGGAACCAGACCUGGAUGUGGAGCGCAUGGAUGGGGGAGAACGGACGGGUGGAGUCUUGGUCAUGGUAAAAGCAGACCUCCCGCCCGAAUUAUGGUCCGAGGACAUCGACAUCCGCACCAGAGCCCGAGCCGAAUUCAAUGAGCAAACGGUAGCUCGUCUGGGGCAAGAGGGGAAAUUGGCGCAGACGAUCCUUUGGCUUGAUGACAGUGUCAUUUGGCCAUGGGUCCUGGCAUCUUCUGUGACUUGUCGAGAUUCGUUAACGCAAGAACCAACUACGAGUCCCUGUCCAGAAGAACAAGUAGAACACGAAGGGUCGCCAAGCAACCGCGAUCCUAUUCCCAUCAUCACUUCGUUUGAACAAGGGACCCCUGCACAAACGCAUGAAGUCGGACAACAGGACGAUCGACCCAGUCCUACUUCAUUAUCGAACCAACCUCAGGGGCAGUUUCAAGAUGGACCUGAAUACACCGAAUCCACUCUCGACUGGAAAGAUUUCGAAUACCUCAUUUCCUAUAUUCAUCUCCCAUCUCAACUACGGACUUAUCGCAACAGGGGACCCGAUAAGGUAGGCCUGGCAGCAUUCAAACGUCAACAUCUCGCCAAAGCGCUUGUCCCAGAUGUUAAUGGUAAACCCACACGACAAGCUCGCUUAUACAUGGGGCAUUUUGGACGUAUGAUCAUAUAUUGGAGUCCUCUGGAUAAUUCUCAACUUCCUACAAAUCCAUUUCCAGGGACGAUACAAAUGACCGUUGAUGGUGCUUCUCCAUCUGUUUCUUCCUCGCCUUCCUCAUUUGCUUCCGUACCAGAAAACACUUCAGACCUCGAUGUCAAUACCAAAGCUACUUCCAUUUCGUCAUCUUCCACUCUAUAUCAUCCUGAUACAUCUUCCUGGCGACAGAGUCCUUCGUCUACUAGCGAAUCAUCCGUUUCAACGGACAAACCUGUCAAAAAGUCUGAAUCGACAAAAGAGGUAGCGCCUGCUAAAAGGAAGAGACACACUCGAGAGACAGAGAUAAAUCCUGAUAAAUUACGAAUAGCCGAUCUUCCUAAUGCCAUCAUGAUACUCAUUCCACCCAAUUGGUCAACUCCAGCACAAAGACGAGAACCCGAUUUCGCAGCAUGGGCCGAGAGGCAGAGAAGGGAAAUCAUGGAUCCAGAUGGGACAGGUGUACCUAUCAGAGUGGCGAAAUGCGGGAAGGUUAGUCGGGGGAAAUUGCAGAUUAAUUGGAAAGAUCUCGAAGGUGAUCCGUCGGUUUCCCGCGACCAGUCUCAGAGAGCUUCCACCUCACGAUCCAAUUCAAAGAUACAAAGUCCACGAGACACUCAAAGUGCACAACAAAGUCAAGUACAAAAUCCACGACCUUCAUCGCAAAGACAGAAUCAGCUAUCCAAGAUACGAAUACCGAAAUUGAAUUCUGGGAAGGAGACAAAGAAAGAUCAAGAAAUCACUCCAUCUGAUAAAUCUCCUUUUACUCCUCUUUCUUCUCAUUCUCGUAGACGAGCUUCUUCUGAAUCAUCGUCAUCAUUCCCAUUAGCCAACGUAGAUAAAGUGAAGAAACGUAAAGUUAGUCAAGCUCGUCAUACCCUUCCAGAAAUCAUCUCCGUAUCGCCUAUAGUCCCUCUUAGUCCCGUGGCGACUCUUGAACCUCUUUCAGCAACUUCUCACAUGGAGCUUGGUGUUGGGCAAAUUACACCCAUUGAUGCGAGGUCAUCCGCAAGUAUGAGCGGUACCAGCGGCGUCCAGAUCUCGAGUACUGUGGUCGACAGAAACGUCUCCAAAGCACCAGCAGAUUCGAUGGGCGAGUCGAGCUUUACAAAUGAUCCCAUCCAAUCGAACCCUCCAGACUCAUCUACAAAGGUUGACCGACCAAGUACGGAACGAUCCAUCUCUUACACUCCCCUUUCUCACUCCGGUAUAGAACGAGCCACCUCUUCGGGAUCCACAGGCGAAUCCUCCAUCAGAAACUCCCAAUCAAACCCAUUGAAAGACCUCGAAGAUCGUCUGGAAGCAAGUUUCAAUUCUCUGGAUAAAUGGUUGGUUAUACUUGAUGAACAUCCCGCCAGACGUUCUACGGUGAACAAACAGAUCAAACGAUAUGAGGACGAGAUCUUUGAAUUGCGGGAAGAGAUCCGAAUUCUGCGUGAAGGAAUGGAUGUGAUCUAA
This is a messenger RNA of Tremella mesenterica DSM 1558, 3807 nucleotides long. RefSeq lists its product as uncharacterized. The record is from RefSeq and is a predicted model, not a curated record. Lineage: Eukaryota; Fungi; Basidiomycota; Tremellomycetes; Tremellales; Tremellaceae. Bases 1 to 3807 code for a protein of 1268 amino acids. The transcript has 2 exons.